Messenger RNA from Salvia splendens (bonfire salvia), 1218 nucleotides. RefSeq lists its product as uncharacterized. The record is from RefSeq and is a predicted model, not a curated record. Lineage: Eukaryota; Viridiplantae; Streptophyta; Magnoliopsida; Lamiales; Lamiaceae. Bases 1 to 1218 code for a protein of 405 amino acids. The transcript has a single exon.
AUGAUGGUUUCGCACCAUUCUAAUGAUGCGAUGCGUGAGAUUCAGGAGGCUCAGAAGGAGCAUAGGGCAGCACUGGACAUGCUUACAAAGAAAUUAUCUCAGGUCGCCAUGUCGCUGGGAGAGCUGAGAGGAAAUGAAGGGAAGAUCCAUGCCACGGUGCAACCACCUGGGCGGGAGAACAUAAGCGAAGUCUCCCUGAGAUCAGGGAAGGUAUACCAGAGCCCCAGCUCACCUGCGGUACCCCCAGUAUCUAUGCCUGGAUCAAUCCAAGAAGAAGAAGGAGAGUCCAGUCCCCCUGAUCAAGCCAAAGGAAGAGACAAAUGCAAAGCGAAAAUGGGCGGCGAGACCUUAGGAGAAAGUCAAGGAGAAGAAGCUGAGAAGGUCAAGCCCUACCCAUAUCGUGGAAUGGUCACCAGGAAGAGAGACGCCAUGAUCAAUGUGGCCAUUCUGUUCAAGGAUGUGGAAGUCAAGGUGCCACUCUUGACGGCAUUAAAGAUGCUCCCAAUCAGCAAGUUUAUAAAGGACUAUCUGGCGGGGAAGGUCAAUGAAGAAGGGAGAAUGAUCACAGAGGAAAAUGUCUCUGCAGUGAUCCAGCGGAGCGACCUCCCAUCAAAGAAGACCGACCCAGGGAUGUUCACACUCCCAAUUUCGAUCGGAGAGAUUCAAGUGGAGCACUCAAUGUGUGAUUUGGGGGCGUCUAUCAAUGUUCUGCCGUAUUCCAUUAAUAAGAAGCUGGGAGAGGCCAAGCUCGUCGAUACUGACAUCUUAAUACAGCUGGCUGACAGGUCUUGCAUUCACCCGGAGGGAAUUCUGGAAGAUGUAAUAGUGAAGGUGAAUGAUUUUCUAUACCUAGCCGACUUCUUCGUCAUAAAAAUGACAAAACCAGCGGCGAAAGAGUCUAGUGGAGUCCUGUUGGGAAGACCGUUCCUGUCUACGGCCAGCACUAUAAUCGACAUCCGUAAUGGGACGAUCAGUUUGGAUUUCAAUGGAGAACAGUUUACAUUCAAUAUUGACAAAGCAAUGAAGAGACCAGCAGACAGUGAAAACGUGUAUUUGGUGGAUGUGACCGAGCCGCUGGUGCAGGAGUUCCUACAAAGGCAGUUCACAGACUCCGCCGCGGACAAGGGAGUUGAGAGAGAAAUCGCAGACUGGUAUGAGGCAAUGAAAGUGGGUGAAAUGGAUGAUCAAGCCAUAGCGAAGGCAGUGAUGGAUUUCUGA